GAAAGGAGGUUUGGAAAUGGCCCUUAAUCUUAAUUGGAAAUGCAAAUCUAAAUUUUCAUCAGCUCCUAUGAAAGAAUGGUUCGUUGAUGGAACUAGCGCCGGUCAAGUCAAAUGUGCUGAUAUUUUAUCAUUUGUUACGAUAUAUAAAGCCGGUCAUGAAUCUCCAGCCGAUCAGUCAAAAGCUGCAUUUGAUAUGUUUACUAAAUGGAUAUCUAAUAUAAAAAUUGAAUAG
Racocetra fulgida is the source of this 232-nucleotide messenger RNA. The record is from the annotation of a GenBank genome assembly. Lineage: Eukaryota; Fungi; Glomeromycota; Glomeromycetes; Diversisporales; Gigasporaceae.